Molecule: messenger RNA, 1859 nt
Organism: Drosophila navojoa
Lineage: Eukaryota; Metazoa; Arthropoda; Insecta; Diptera; Drosophilidae
Gene: Ugt49C1
Product: UDP-glycosyltransferase family 49 member C1
Molecular function (GO): UDP-glycosyltransferase activity
Source: RefSeq, a predicted model, not a curated record
UAUGUUCUAAAAUACAAUAAAUAGUGAGUGCAUCAGGUGAAGAAAAUAAUCUUGUAUAAAUAAUAGAAACUCACAGAAUGAAGCUGCGGUCGUUGAGUCUUGUUCUACUGUGCUGCGCGCUGGCUGCACUGCCACAGGCGAGGCCAGCGAACAUUCUAGCUGUGUACGCCUUCCCAGGCAAAAGCCACUUCAUGAUGCACACGGCGCUGAUAAGGGAACUCGUGGAGAGCGGGCAUAAUGUCACGAUGAUCACGGCCUUUUCGCUGUCCGCUCAGCGCCUCGGCAGCAACUACACGGAGCUGCUCAUCGAACCUGUGUACGACUUUUGGCAUGAUGUGAAGCUUAACUUUGGCGUGCAGCAUCUGUUCGACUUGACGCAGAUGAAGAACUAUGAUUUCCUCAAGAUGCUGGAGAUUAUUGGACUGAAGACCACGGAGCAUGCGCUACGCCAGCCCAAGGUGCAGGCCCUGAUCAAUGCCCGGCAAACGGAGGGCGUGUUCGAUCUGCUGCUCGCCGAGCAGUUCUAUCAGGAGGCAUUUCUGGCGCUGGCCUACAAGUACAACAUACCCAUUGUGACCACCAGCACGUUAGGGUAUGAGAACCAUAUGAGCCAAAUGAUGGGCCUGAUUACGCCGUGGUCCUUUGUGCCGCACGGCUUCAUGCCCUUCACCGACCGCAUGUCCUUCAUGGAGCGAGUGCACAAUACGUACGUCUCGCUCUACGAGGACUUUGAUCGCCUGCUGAGCUACUUUCCCAAAAUGGACGCCAUCACUGAGCGGUACUUUGGCCAAGUUUUGGCUGAAGUGCCCAAGGUCAGGCACAUGGAGACGCAAAUCUCGGUCAUGCUGCUCAACAGUCACGCGCCGCUGACGACGGCACGUCCCACUGUGGACGCCAUGGUGCCAGUGGGCGGCAUGCACAUCUAUCCGCCCAAGCCGCUGCCCGCAGACAUGCAAAGUUUCCUCGAUGCGGCAACAGAUGGCGCCAUCUUCUUUAGCCUGGGCAGCAAUGUUCAGAGCAAAGAGAUGCCCAGAGACAUGCUGCAGCUGUUCCUCAAGGUCUUUGGCUCCAUGAAGCAGCGAAUCCUGUGGAAAUUCGAGGAUGAGUCCAUUGACCAGCUGCCGCCCAACGUCAUGAUACGCAAAUGGCUGCCCCAGGCGGACAUCUUGGCUCAUCCCAACGUGAAGGUCUUCAUCACCCACGGCGGACUCUUUGGCACCCAGGAGGGCGUGCACUACGCCGUGCCCAUGCUGGGCAUGCCCUUCUACUGCGACCAGCAUCUCAACAUGAACAAGGCUGUGCUGGGUGGCUACGGCAUUAGCCUGCACUUCCAGUCCAUCACGGAGGAUCUGCUCCGCGACUCGCUGCUGCAGCUCAUCCACAAUGCCAGCUACGCGGAGAACGUGCAGCGCGUCUCCCGCAUCUUCAGGGAUCGCCCGAUGUCGCCUCGCCGCAGCGCCGUCUACUGGAUCGAGUACGUGAUACGGCACAAGGGCGCACCUCACAUGCGAUCCGCUGGACUCGACCUGCGCUGGUAUCAGUUCUAUCUGCUGGAUGUGAUUGCAUUCCUGGCUGUCCUCGCACUGGCCGCCCUCUUCCUGCUCCUGCUGGCCAUACGCCUGCUCCAGGGCAGCGGCAGGAAGCAGCGGAAAGCGAAAACCAAUUAAGUCAAUGAUCCGUUAUCAUUUCUAGCUGUAAUUGCUGCUUGGACAGCAGAUUAGUUAUAACAUAGCUGCAUAUACAUACAUAUUAUAGUAUAAACUGUCUUAGACAGGCUGAUAAGACGAGCGCGUCAGUCAGUCGAUCAUAAAUCACAUCUCUCCCCAUUUCCCAUUUGCCAUUAAGAAAACGAACGGCUU